AUGGAUUUGGAGAUAAUUGACGACUCCUUUUCAUAUGCUGAUGCAGAUACAGUAUGCAACAUUUGCUUCGCCGAAUUUCUCGAUACGGAAGACCUGCAAACGCAUUUGUUCCAAGUUCACGCCAACAAUGAACGCUUCUGUUCUUAUUGUGUUAAAAUUCUGCCGGAUAUCGAACAAUUCAUGAUGCACAUUCGUGAUAAACAUUUAAUUAAAAUGCAUUGGUGCAAAUACUGCUUUCGUUUGUUUCCAGACGUUGAAUCUAAACUUGUGCACACAAAAAAACACAAUUAUCAACCAGGUAUGACAAUAUUCUGUUCUCAAUGUAGUAAGUGUUUCGACGCGAACAACGAUAUAACGCAACAUGAAUAUGAACACGAAAAUGUCGAGGGAACAGCUAUCUAUCAAGGCUUUUCUCUCCUUUCCUCAUUACUCAAUAUGAAUGUCAAGGAAUUCCUUAAGUCCAUAUCAAACACUAGCAAAAAAUUUGUAUGCGCUUGCUGUAAGUUUGCUUGCCGCAGUCCACAAAAAUUUAUUGAACAUUCAAAGAAAGCCACAUGCCGGUCAUUGGUUUGUGACAUAUGCUGUGCUGUUUACCGUAAAAGGCGUCAUCUUAUACAACACAUUAACGGGCACAACAAGAAACGCUGGACAAACACAUGCCCCAAAUGUAAUGCUACCUUCACAUGGAAAGGUUUACGUGAACAUAAAAAGGUUUGCUAUGAGAUAAAGUGUUCAGAUUGUCACAUGCAGUUUGAAAGUAUCGAAGAAUUAACAAGCCAUACAUCUAAAGAGCAUGUUGGUACAAUAACUGUGGAACGGUGUAAGUUCUGUGAAAAGCAAAUUAUUGGUAAGGACAUGCUAAAGAAACAUUUACAGUAUGCCCACAAAGGAACCUUACAUCUUUAUAAGUAUAGGUGUAUUGACUGCGAUAAGCUCUUUAAACACCCUAAAUUGCUUUUUGCACAUUUCUUUUCAACGCAUAAGGACUUGAUGCCAUAUACUUGUAAAAUCUGCAAUAUAAACUUUAGAGUACGCAAGAAAUUUACACUGCAUGUCCGUUUGGACCACAAGAGUGCUGGUUUUGUUGAGUUUGAUGAGAACUUUCAUGUUUAUUUUGUUGAGAAGAAAUCAGAGAACCCCUUCGUGCCAAAGAGCAUUUAUUUUGAUGAAGCUAUUGAUGAUGAAAAAGCCAAAUGUAUAGAGGGCACAGAUACAGAUUUAACCGAAGAUUGUACUGACACCAAUGAUAGAAAAUUAACCAAAAAAUUUAAAAGGAAAUCAAAACAGAAACCGCAAAAUAUCAUCAUGGAUUCUUCAGACUCAGAUACACCUUUGUUGCAAAUUAGGCGAAGAAGAGGACCAUAUUGGAAGACAUCUCACAAAAAUCAACCAAAACCAAAAUUUGUAUGUAAGAUUUGCAAGAAAAAUUGUUAUACUGCUCAAAAUUUUAAAUACCACAUGAAUACUCACAAGAAACGAUUAAGAUGCAUCAAAUGUCAUAAGACAUUCUCAACCGACAUCCGUCUGAAAAGACAUAUUGUGGAACACCAUUCGAGCUCAAAACUGAUUGACACAUUGAAACGAAUACAAGAGAGGCGCAAGGCUAUUGUUCUCAAUGAGCCACCCAAAAAUCCCUUUGAGGAUACCCUGAAAAAAGUACACUGUGUAGUCACGGACACACCCGCUAAAUUAACUUUAGUUAAGAGCAAUAAUGUUUCAGUCAGAAAUUUCUAUGAGAGUUUUGUUCCAAGCAAGGAAAAGAUCAACAUUGAAAGUUCUGUAACAAUGAGAAUAACUUCAGAGCACAAGGAACCAGUCAUAACUUUGAAAAAAUGCAGAACAGAUGUUGUAUUUUACGAAGGAUUGAAAUUGCCUGUUGAAGUUCCCCAGUGCCCAUCCGACACGCAGGCCACAUUGAAGGUUGUUCAGGGCGAAAUUCAAAGAGCUAAACUGAAUUAUGGUGACCGCCUCUAUAAGGAAGCAGAUAUAGCAACAAUGGAGACAGAUCAUUCGUACUGUGAGGAAUAUUUUGACUGUGAUCAAAUCAAUGGUGAAGAAGCAAAGAUGAUUCCAGAGGUGGCCGAAGAGGUGAUGCUUUCUAGUGAAGAACCUUUACUGCAACAGAAUAUUGUAUUACCAAACAUACCCAAAGUGAUGCAGUCAAUUCGUAUAGGGACUUUACAGCCUCAAGCACCGUAUUACAAGAUUUUGAAAAUUGAAGAUAUUAUUGAUAAUGUGGCACCGAUGACAGCAGAGGAACCAAAUGAAAGAGAAGUCAAGUUAGACGGGAUACGUUUAGUGAGAGUGAAUCCUCUUGCUCAUUUGGUAAGCGAGACUGCUGUGAAGCAUCAUAAGAAGAGGUAUUACAAACCCAAGGAGCGGGAUAUAAAGAUAGCAAUGAUGAAGGCAAUGAAGGUACAACCGAAAAGGCUAAGACCUUAUAAGCGAAAUCCACAGAUUAAUUUACACGAGGAACCCUAA
This is a messenger RNA of Leptosia nina, 2481 nucleotides long. Lineage: Eukaryota; Metazoa; Arthropoda; Insecta; Lepidoptera; Pieridae. The record is from the annotation of a GenBank genome assembly.